AACAUUAUAUAUAAUCUAACAACACAAUACACUACAAUAUAUAAUAACUAUCCAAACAAGCUGUAAAGCAACUAGUGAAACCCAUACAGAACGGCCAACCAUCCAUUUGUAGUUCUCUACAUACAAUCAAACCCCCAUGGCCAGUGAAGAUCUUCUCAUUUCUCAACCCAUUCUCUCAGCUAUUCCAUAUUUUCCUUUCCCUUUUAUGCACCGAAAACGCCAAAAAAAAAAAAAAAAAAAGGUCCAAAGGUGGCAGCUUGAACUGUCGCCAAAGUGGCCGCAGGAGGAAGACAAGUGAAGAGAAAAUAGGAAGAAAUUGAAGAAUGGUUAAUCCGAAAUUUCUGAAAGUGCCAGAACUUGCAACGUAUAAUGUCCGAGGGAGUCGACCAACUGUGGGUGUUGGCAAAUUAUGUUACCUCACUGAUACCGUUACAGACAAUGGCAUAUGGGAAGAAAUCAACCCAUUGGAAUCCAAACUCCCAAUAUUCAUCUUUCAACUUGUUAUUGUUCUUUUUGUCACCCGCCUUUGUCUCCUCCUCCUCAAACCUCUCCGCCAACCCCAUUUCGCUGCUGAAUUGCUGGCCGGUAUACUGGUGGGAUCAACUGCAAUUGCAAGUGAAUUUGCACGAAAACAUAUUCCAGCACUGGGUUCUAUAUUUGCAGCCUCUCGAAUUAUGACAAUGGAGACCGUGGGAAACCUUGGACUAAUUUAUCAUGUAUUUCUUCUUGGGUUAGAAAUGGACUUAAUAGCAUUAACAAGUGUUAGCCCCAAAGCCCUUGGCGUUGGUAUUUCUGGAGCUCUUUUCCCCUUUCUUUUUGGAGCUUCCUUGUACGCUUUUAUCGCGGACUAUCCAGAGAAUUUCAGAUGGGGUUUCCUUUACUGGGGUGUAGCACUCUCAGUCACUGGCCUUCCUGUUAUAGCCGAAAUAUUUGCAAAAUUAAAGCUCCUCCAUUCAGAAAUUGGAAGAAUAGCCAUGUCUUCCGCCCUUGUAAAUGACUUUUCCUCAUGGGUUCUCCUUGUACUCUCAUUAGCAGUAACUAGUAGCAAUUCAAGUACGUACUUGUCAUUGUUUAGUGCUAUAGUAUUCAUCAUUUUCAGUAUUUUUGUAAUUCGUCCGGUACUUUUAUGGGUGAUUAGGAAGACGACCCGAGAAGGAGAAGACUAUAGUGAAGCAACAGUUUGUACUAUACUCACAAUGGUCUUGGCUUGUGGGUUGAUUACAGAUAUAUGUGGAGUGAGCUCUCUGCUUGGUGCAUUUGUAUUUGGUCUUAUCAUACCACCAGAUCUGUUGGGGCAUAGGUUUGUGUUGAUGCUACAAGGCUUCGCGUCUGACUUGUUGCUCCCUCUUUAUUAUGCUAGUUUGGGAAUGAGGACUCAUCUUGGUGGAUUUAACAGAGAGGACAUGCUUAUGAUGGUUCUCGUUUGCUUCUUGUCUUUCAUACCAAAGAUUGUCUGUACUGUUGCUAUUUCUUACUUCUAUAGGAUGUCGUUGCAUGAAGGAUUUACUCUUGGAGUCCUGAUGAACACCAAAGGCCUGAUAGCUGUCAUGGCAAUGAGCUUGGGGCGUGACCAUACUGUCAUGAAUGAAGAUGGAUUUGCCAUUAUGUUGUUUACUAUAUUUAUCAUGAGCAUAGCAACAUUACCAAUUGUGAACUUCCUGUAUAGACGUACAAAGAAGUUCUUACCAAGCCAACACAGGGUGUUACAGGAUCUAAAACCGGAUACUGAGCUCCGAAUCCUCACAUGUAUUCAUGAAGUACAAACUGUGGCUGGAAUUACUGCACUCCUGGAAAUCUCUCAUGCCUCCAAAAGAUCCCCAAUUUGUGUCUUUGCUCUUCAGCUCAUGCAGCUAAAAAAACAUACUACUGCUCUGCUCAUUGUUCAUGGUGCCGGUGGGACUAGCUCAGAAAGCAUCAGUAGAGUAGACGGACAAACAGACCAAUUAAUUGCUGCAUUCAAGAACUUAGAGCAUCAAAGUCCAACGCUAUCGGUUCAACUGUUGACUGCUAUAUCUCCUUAUGGCACAAUGCAUGAAGAUGUCUGCAGUCUUGUUGAGGAAAAGCAGGUGACACUAAUCAUUCUCCCAUUCCACAAGAGACAGACUAUCCACAAUAACAUGGAAGAAAUGAAUCCUGCUUACAAAGAUGUAAAUAAUAAUACUUUAGCAACUGCACCUUGCACUGUUGGUAUUCUUGUAGAUCGUGGUUUUGGCACAUUGUUACCUACUAAUAAAGACGAAGGUAGAAGUAGGAGUUGCAAAAUUGCCAUGAUCUUUAUAGGGGGGCCUGAUGACAGAGAGGCGUUGGCCUAUGCUUCACGGAUGGCAAGACAUCCAAAGGUAGCUCUAACAGUUUUGAGGUUUAUUCUGGAUGAAAGUUCAGCCACACAAAAUGGCGAUGCAGAUUUAUCUCUCACAAUGGAAGCUGAAGCUGAAAAGCAAGCUGAUGACUUAUUGGUAAAUGAGUUUAGGCACAAGGUACAGAAUGAUAUCUCAGUUGUUUAUACAGAGGAGAUAUCUGGUAAUGGUGCAGAAACUGUGAAAACAAUAAGAUCGCUAGGUCAGGAUUUUGAUCUCUAUGUGGUAGGAAGAGGAUUGGCCUUCUUUUCGCCGCUCAAGGGUGGCUUAGAUGAGUGGAGUGACUGCCCCGAGCUGGGCUCCAUUGGGGAUCUCUUGCUCACAUCAGACUUUUCUUCCACAGCUUCAGUUUUAGUGGUGCAACAACAUGCACAGCUCAAUCCUGGAGAUUCAAUUCUAUGAUAAAUUAAAAAUAUCAUGCUAAUUUUGAACAAUUUUUGAGAUAGAAAAGACGGAUGAUGAUCUUUCAAGA
Molecule: messenger RNA, 2829 nt
Organism: Lycium barbarum (goji berry)
Lineage: Eukaryota; Viridiplantae; Streptophyta; Magnoliopsida; Solanales; Solanaceae
Product: cation/H(+) antiporter 15-like
Exons: 3
Coding region: 324-2759 (811 amino acids)
Biological process (GO): regulation of pH; proton transmembrane transport
Cellular component (GO): endomembrane system; membrane
Molecular function (GO): antiporter activity
Source: RefSeq, a predicted model, not a curated record